AUGUUGGGAUUAAAGACUCCACCUGGAACUGAAGACCUGCUUCUCAGCUCCACCAGCUCCACGAGUAAUUCACUCUUUCCUUUGUACUUGAAGAUUUCAUUGCCACAGGUUCAGAAAUCAAGUACACUCACGCCGAAACUCCUUUUCUUCUCUCUUCAUGCACAAGGCCCAUUAGCAUUUGGCCCAAAAGUGAUAUUGGUUUGGUUCAAGCUUGAGACAGAUGUUGACAUCAGAGCUUCUCCUGGAAAGUUUCAUCACAUUUUUGCCGGAAGACCACACCAUGUCUCCAAAGCAACUCCAGAUGGGGAGGCAAAGGUGGCGAAAGAAAGGAUCGAGGCAGAGGAGCCGGAGAAAAACCUUAUCACUUUUAGGGUUAUAGAGGGAGAUUUACUAAAAGAGUAUAAGAGCUUUGUGAUCACGAUCCAAGCGAAUUUUAAACAGGGAGGACCUGGGAGUACAGUGCACUGGCACGUGGAGUAUGAAAAAGUUGACGAGAAAGUGGCUCACCCUAAGAGCUUCCUUGAGUUCUGUGUUCAGAGAUCGAUGAACAUCUACUGA
Molecule: messenger RNA, 558 nt
Organism: Thlaspi arvense
Lineage: Eukaryota; Viridiplantae; Streptophyta; Magnoliopsida; Brassicales; Brassicaceae
Source: the annotation of a GenBank genome assembly